Adelges cooleyi (spruce gall adelgid) is the source of this 4784-nucleotide messenger RNA. It is a transcript of the gene Glut1, whose product is annotated as glucose transporter type 1. The transcript is spliced from 17 exons. Gene Ontology annotation, cellular component: membrane. The record is from RefSeq and is a predicted model, not a curated record. Gene Ontology annotation, biological process: monosaccharide transmembrane transport. Gene Ontology annotation, molecular function: hexose transmembrane transporter activity. Lineage: Eukaryota; Metazoa; Arthropoda; Insecta; Hemiptera; Adelgidae. Bases 786 to 3179 code for a protein of 797 amino acids.
CUCUCUGCUCGCGAGUGUGUGUCUGUGUGCUGGUCGUCGUCCGCGCCUGGUGCCUGCGUUCUGCUUGCGUUCUGAUCGCGCCACGCCGGAUUUCACGUAUUUCCGCCCCAACCAAAAUUUAUACAUUUAUUUCGGUUUCAAUACAAAAAAAAAAAUAUCUAUUAAAUUUUCCAAAAAAAAAAAAUUUAUUCUACACAAUUUUUUUGCUGUUUCAUUUCGCUCCGCUCCAGCGCCGGCAGAAAUUCUACCAUUGUGCUCUGACCAACCAAAGAUACCCGGUGCACAAUAUUCACGUGAUAGACGCCCAUCAUCGCCGGUACAGUUGCCGGUGAGACGACGGCCGCCCCUCACAGUGCAACCGGGGAACGCACCGAAGUGAUGGUGAACGGUAACUACCGUUAACGAAAACGACACACCGUCGCCUUGUCGACCCAAAGACGCCUGCAGUCCGUACCAACAGGUUUCCGAUCCGCCAAUAGAGGGAAAAUAAAUCACUAAAUAGCUACCGAAAAUUGUUCUUCUUGCUGUAAUACAGGAGUGUCAAUUCGUUUAAUUGUAUUGAACCAUAUUCAUGUUUACUGAACGCGGCCGUAAUCGGUAUUUAAGGAAUAUCCAGCAAAUAGACAAGAAUAAAAUAUGAAGACACUGUUCGGGGUCAAGGUGUUGGUGUCGACGUUUGGUGUGAGGAGUAAUAGCAGCAGCCGGCGCGUGGUAUCGCCGCUGCACGCCGCGGGCCGGUCUGGUGGAGCGCCGUGCGACGGCACCACCCGCCGUGGAUUCGUUGUAUGAAAGUGUCGAGCAGCAGUGGCAGAGUUUGUGUUGGAGGAGGCGUAAACGACAGCGGCGGCGACGGGGACGACAACGAAGCUGGAAGCCGCGGUGACGGCGGUGGCGGCGCGCCCUGCAGCCCCUGCAGUGACAACAGUGGCGGCAGGGGCCUGGUAGCCGGUGUGCUGGUCAGCGAUCAAGGCGAAGUGAUCAGCGACCGGUAUGUGGGAGUGGCGAGGCGUCAAUUUGCUUCACGCCAACCGUCCGAGCGCGGCUCGACCAAGGCCGACCAAAGCGACAGCGACGACGAGACCACGCUCAGGCAGAUGCUUGUGAGCUCAUACAUGGUGGAUGGUUUGCGCAGUUUGCAACACCAGGUGACGGACAUGAGCGCCAACCUAACGACUCGGCUGGACGAGCUGCAGUCGCGUGGGGUGUCGCCCAGCCCGGCCGCUGCCGCGUACUACGGCACCGAGCACAGAGGCCACGUGGAGACCAGUGUCGCGCUGUCCGAGAUCCGAACGCAGCUGCACGAGCUGACCAGGUCCUUGGAGUCGUGUCAGUCGGAAGUGACCGAGGUGAAGCGCGACAUGGUGGCCAUAAAGAACGAAUUGGACACGGUGCAGCAGGUCAAAGAGGAGAUCGAGGAGCUCCGAGAGUACGUGGACAGGUUGGAGCUACAGUCGCACCGCAGGAAGCUCAGGCUGCUCGAACAGGGGCUCACGUUUUUUUUAUCCUACACGAUCCUAGCGUCCAUGUUGGGCAUGCUUCAGUUCGGUUACAACACCGGAGUGAUCAAUGCACCCGAAGGGAACAUAGAGAAGUUCAUCAAGGAUGUAUUUGAAGACAGAUACAAAAAAAAUAUGGAUAGCGGUAGAGCCGAGCUACUGUACUCGUUCGCUGUGUCUAUAUUCGCUAUCGGCGGUAUGCUGGGCGGAUUUAGUGGCGGUAUAAUUGCCAACCGUUUCGGCAGGAAAGGAGGUCUGUUGUUAAACAGUUUUGUUGGCAUCGGUGGCGCCUGCUUGAUGGGUUUGACUAAGUAUUUCAAUUCCUACGAAGUACUGUUUGUCGGCAGAUUCAUUAUAGGAGUCAAUUGUGGUUUAAAUACAUCACUAGUGCCAAUGUAUAUAUCAGAAAUAGCACCGCUCAAUCUUCGAGGUGGUCUCGGCACUGUCAAUCAGCUGGCCGUGACAACCGGAUUGCUCAUAUCCCAAAUACUGGGUAUAGAACAAAUUCUGGGUACAGACGACGGCUGGCCUGUGUUAUUAGGAUUAGCUAUAUGCCCUGCCAUAUUACAAUUAAUUUUAUUACCCGUUUGCCCCGAGUCUCCUAGGUAUCUAUUGAUCACAAAACAGUGGGAAGAAGAAGCCAGAAAAGCUCUGAGGCGGCUACGGGCGACCAAUCAAAUCGAAGAGGACAUCGAAGAGAUGCGGGCUGAAGAACGUGCUCAACAGUCUGAAGCCACGAUAUCCUUGAUGGAGUUGUUGUGCUCUCCAACCCUCAGGCAGCCGCUGAUCAUUAGCGUCGUCAUGCAACUUUCGCAGCAGUUGUCUGGAAUAAACGCCGUGUUCUACUACUCGACUAGCCUUUUUAUAACAGCUGGUCUGGCCGAGAACGUGGCAAAGUUUGUGACCAUUGGUAUUGGUGUAAUUAUGGUGAAUAUGACGUUGGUUACAAUGCCGUUGAUGGACAAAACCGGACGACGGACGUUACACCUUUACGGCCUAGGUGGAAUGUUUAUAUUUUCCAUAUUUAUAACGAUAUCGUUAUUAAUCACGGAGUUUUUCGGUUUUGUACAGGAAAUGAUCGACUGGAUGUCGUACUUGGCCGUUGUGUCUAUACUCGGAUUUGUGGUGUUCUUCGCCGUCGGACCCGGAUCUAUACCGUGGAUGAUAACCGCCGAGCUUUUUAGCCAGGGUCCUAGGCCUGCAGCUAUGUCAAUAGCCGUGCUCAUCAACUGGGUGGCCAACUUUGCUGUCGGCAUAGGCUUCCAACCAUUAAAGACUGCAUUGGAUAAUUAUACAUUCCUACCGUUUAGUGUACUACUGGCAAUUUUCUGGAUAUUCACUUACAAAAAAGUGCCGGAGACCAAGAACAAAACGUUCGAGGAAAUAUUAGCUCUUUUCAGACAAAACGGCAGAGGAAGCGUUUUGGAAUCAAGCCGCUUGUACGGGAGUUUGUUAAACUAUUCGAACACGUUAGACGAACAUUUACCGCCCUCCGAAAGGGCGUCAUUAAUGGUGUCCGAGGAGAAACCUUUGCCUGACUCAUCACCAGUACAACACUCCCCGACGGACCCGGAGGUGUGUGCUGUAUGCGUCAACACUGGCAGUUCCCUCAUGAUGACGUCUCCGAACGUAACUCGCCGGUCGAGUCACACGCUCAGUAAUCACGUUUGCCAAAUGGAUUAAAUUUUUAUUAUUAUUAAUUAAUGUAUGAAGAUGAAAACUGAAAUAAUUUUUUUUACUUACACAAAGGCACUUACAUAUUUACAUAAACGUACACGAUAAAAGUGUAUGCAUAACAUUUUUCAUACUUAGUGAUAUAGAGGAUCAAGUAUACACAAUAAUAUAUACAUACCUACCCCAACGUCGAUAUUAACAACUAUAAUAGGCUUCUAAUAACUUGUUCAUAUAUUCCCAUAGUUUUAAACCUAUCCACCAAACGUCUAUUGACUGCUAAGACAUCAUUAUAUUAUUUCCCCCCCUAAUUUCGAAUUUCCAAUUUGGCGGGUUCGAUUACCUGCUAAAGUCGACUAAAAGCAAAUAUUCUGUCAACUCUGAAACGUCAGUCGCUGGAAUUCAGUUGAUUCUUAGAGAAAUUAUUACUGUUAUAAAGAAAAAAAUAGAAAAACUCAUCCGACGACUACUCGCAAAUUAAUUAACUUCCUUGACUUUGCAAACCGACAUUUUAUGCUGAACAACAACUAAUGAACACAGUACAAGAUAUUUUGCUACAAUCAUACUCGAUCUUUAAGUACCUACGUUUUAUGAACAAAAAUAUAAAUACAGUGUGGCAUAAUAAUUAUACACAGCGUAAACAGUUUUAGUAAAUAACUGGAAGUUCGAAAACCAAUCCUUUUCUGUAAUAACAAUAUAUUAGAGCUAAAUAUGUAAAGUAACUGUAUCAGUUAUUACUCGAGAGAGCAUACUUAUCUUGCAUUUAGGGAUAAUAGUGAAUUCUGAGAAAGAAUUAGAAGUGUACCCAUUUAUUAUGGGAUAGCAUAUUAUAUUAUAAACUCAGCAAUACUGUCUACGUAUCGUUUUUGUUUGUUUUUUGUGUUUCGUUAAAAUUUAAGUACGCAUUCUUAUUGUAAAUACUGUUAUCGUUUCAUUGAAUAUAUUAUUAUUAUUAUAAAUUAUAUAUAUAUAAUAUUAACACAUAUUUGUUCAUCUGUAAAUAAUGACAAAAUUAUUCUUUUUUUUUUAUGUUACUAUGAAACAAAUAUUAAAACAAAGCUCAUGACGACUGAGAAUCCGGUUUAUGCGAUUUAUUAUACUAAUAAGAGGUUCACAUUCGUUGACUAUAAGUACUUAAGGAACAAAUAUUUUUCUCCCUAAUUAACUCCAUACAUUUUUUUCCAACUUUUUUUAUUUUACAAAAAUAAAUAACAUAAUAUAAUAUUGUAUUAUUAUUAUAGUCAAUUUUACAAUUAUAACAUUGUUUUAGAAUAUAUUAAUAUUAAAUAUUUAUUAUGAUUAGGUCUACUGGAUAAUAAUUAAUAAUAGGAGCCGUAUAUUUUUUUUCUCGAAAAAAAAAGACAAAAGUUAUAUCAGUGAACAAAUCCCAUUAUUGUUUUUUCCCCAAUUGUUGUACAAAUGAUACAAAAAUAAGUACUAAUUACCAAAAUGAUUUUAUUCUAAAUUUGUAGAUAUAUAUUGUUGAAUUUUAGUAAUUAGUAUUCAUCAAUGUUACUCAAAAAAUUACUGUGAAUGUGUAUCACAUUGUGUAUGCAUACAUAUAUUAUAAUUUCAUGCAUAAUUCUCUAUCUUUUGACUAAAACAAACAAAUUUGCA